CGCACUGGUAUCAGCGCAGAUAUGUGGAAUUUUCAAAUUUACUGUCCCUUGCCCUCCAAAUUUCCGGUCUGACAAACAACAACAACAAUAUUGGGAAAUCGCCAGAAAAAAGACUGAAAGGCGUUAUUUCUUAGCGAAUUAUUCUUUAUGUUCAGAUAAAAGUACUCAGAGAUGACCGACAAUGAGGACUGGCCUAUCACCGGAGUUGUAGUUGUAGCAGAUAUCACGAAAUGCCCAGCAGGAUAUACUACAAUUGAUAGAACAUAUGAUCGUGCUGAGGAGGCAGACUUAUGGCGGGAUGGUAUAUUUGGGCGGAGAGUCACUAGAUAUUUAUGUGUGCAGAGGACAGCUCCGCAACCUGGUAAAGAUGUACUUGUUGAUGUUUCUAUCAUAAAUGACAGGGAUCCAGUACCAGCUGGAUUUACCGUUCUUGAUUACACAGCUGAUACACGUGAGAAGUCAACAAAAAAGAAGGUGAUAUGUGUGAGAUGGAUGAGCGUCAACCUUACAAAUAGUGCUCUCUCAGAAUUGAUUAUAUUGCCCAAAGGUACACGGAGACCACCUAAUGGAUAUACUCUAGUUGGAGAAUUGAAUAACCUGAUGCUGUGUUACAAGAUGGCCAAUAUCAAGACACAGUCAUCUGUAGCACACACCAACUCUGAUUCUGCGUUAAACAUGUCUGACAUGGCGAACAAUCUUCCUUAUUCUCUGAAUCCUGGAAAGGAGAAUGCCUACAGACAAGGAAUGUCAUCCAGUUAUACACCUGGAACUAACCUGCCAGGUUCAAACCACCCUGCUCCGCUAGAACGUUCAUUGAGUUUAUCUGCUUCAAAUAAUUAUCCACUGGCUGGGGUACCAUGGCAAUUAAGUCCAAAACUUACAGAUCUUGAGAAUCUAAAAAAUAUUCACAUACCAGAAAUCAGAUACAAAACUAUGAUGGAUAUUGAAAAUCAGUACCAGUACCAUUUUGAUGUUGAGAGAGCAGCCAGUGCUAAUAGUGGAUAAACCUUGUAUAAUGACUAUGAAGACCAAUUUUAGUUCUUUUAUGAAAAACCAUGCAAUAUAUAUAUAUACAUAUGUCUUUAGUGCAAACUAGAAUAGACUAUCAUGAUGUGUGUAAGUUGAUACAUGUACAUAGAUUAAGACUUUCCUCUCGGCCACUUAUAGUCCUACAGAUUUCGCACUGUUAAGAAGAUCUGAUAAUGUUGUAUAGGCAUUAUGAUUAUAUGUUGUAUAAAUUGCUAUCUUAAAAGAGUGUUCAUUAAAGGGUAAUUAUGCUUUUGUCUUAACCCUGAAAUGUGGUAAGAAAAUAAAAUAUGUUAUUUUCUUGUUAAAUCCUUUUUAGCUCGACUUUUUGAUGAAAAAGUAGAGCUAUUGCACUCGUCCCGAUGUCGCGGUCGCCGUUGGUUAUAGUUUUUGAUAAAGUCAAAUAUCUCUGUUACUAUCAAAGCUUUUGACUUAAAACUUGAUAUAGUUAUUUACUAUCAAAGUCUACACCAGGAGAAACAAUCCCCAAACUGAUUUGAAUUUUGACAGAGUUAUGCCCCUUUUUAACUUAGAUUUUUUUUGGUUAAAGUUUUAUAAAGUUUUUUACUGGCAAAGCUCUAAUUUAGAGUCAAGCACUGAGAAAAGUAGAGCGUGCUGUCUUAAGGACAGCUCUUGUUUGAUAAUUGUUUUCUUACGGAACUUUCAGGCAAGAAAAUUCACCCUUUUAGUUACAGUAAAAACAGUUCCAUAAAGCCAUAACCCGGGCCUUGACAUUUUAACUUGCUGUUUUAUAACCUGACUUUGUGAUACAUACAGGUACAUGUGAGUUAAAGAUAAAAAUGUAGUAGGACAUAGACAUUAUUAAAUUUGAAUAGUCAAGAACAUUCUGAUAACUGUUCUGUUAAAUGUAUGUUUUCUUGUUUUGAAAUAUGCGAAUUUGUAAAAACCAUGUAAGUGUUAUAACAAAUUGUUAUUUUUUUUAGCUCACCUGUCACAAAGUGACAAGGUGAGCUUUUGUGAUCGCGCGGUGUCCGUCGUCCGUCGUCCGUCCGUCCGUCCGUGCGUCCGUCCGUGCGUCCGUCCGUCCGUAAACUUUUGCUUGUGACCACUCUAGAGGUCACAUUUUUCAUGGGAUCUUUAUGAAAGUUGGUCAGAAUGUUCAUCUUGAUGAUAUCUAGGUCAAGUUCGAAACUGGGUCACGUGCCAUCAAAAACUAGGUCAGUAGGUCUAAAAAUAGAAAAACCUUGUGACCUCUCUAGAGGCCAUAUAUUACACAAGAUCUUCAUGAAACUUGGUCAGAAUGUUCACCUUGAUGAUAUCUAGGUCAAGUUCGAAAGUGGGUCACGUGCGGUCAAAAACUAGGUCAGUAGGUCUAAAAAUAGAAAAACCUUGUGACCUCUCUAGAGGCCAUAUAUUUCACAAGAUCUUCAUGAAAAUUGGUCAGAAUGUUCACCUUGAUAAUAUCUAGGUCAAGUUCGAAACUGGGUCACGUGCCUUCAAAAACUAGGUCAGUAGGUCUAAAAAUAGAAAAACCUUGUGACCUCUCUAGAGGCCAUAUAUUUCAUGAGAUCUUCAUGAAAAUUGGUCAGAAUGUUCAACUUGAUGAUAUCUAGAUCAAGUUCGAAAGUGGGUCACGUGCGGUCAAAAACUAGGUCAAUAGGUCAAAUAAUAGAAAAACCUUGUGACCUCUCUAGAGGCCAUAUUUUUCAUGGGAUCUGUAUGAAAAUUGGUCUGAAUGUUCAUCUUGAUGAUAUCUAGGUCAAGUUUGAAAGUAGGUCACGUGCCGUCAAAAACUAGGUUUGUAGGUCUUGAAAUAGAAAAACCUUGUGACCUCUCUAGAGGCCAUAUUUUUCAUGGGAUCUGUAUGAAAAUUGGUCUGAAUGUUCAUCUUGAUGAUAUCUAGGUCAAGUUCGAAACAGGGUCAUGUACGGUCAAAAACUAGGUCAUUAGGUCUAAAAAUAGAAAAACCUUGUGACCUCUCUAGAGACCAUACUUGUGAAUGGAUCUCCAUAAAAAUUGGUCAGAAUGUUCACCUUGAUGAUAUCUAGGUCAAGUUUGAAACUGGGUCACGUGCCUUAAAAAACUAGGUCAGUAGGUCAAAUAAUAAAAAAACCUUGUGACCUCUCUUGAGGCCAUACUUUUCAUGGGAUCUGUAUGAAAGUUGGUCUGAAUGUUCAUCUUGAUGAUAUCUAGGUCAAGUUUGAAACUGGGUCAACUGCGGUCAAAAACUAGGUCAGUAGGUCUAAAAUUAUUAAAAUCUUUUGACCUCUCUAGAGACCAUAUUUUUCAAGGAUCUUCAUGAAAAUUGGUCAGAAUUUUUAUCUUGAUGAUAUCUAGGUCAAGUUUAAAACUGGGUCACAUGAGCUCAAAAACUAGGUCACUAUGUCAAAUAAUAGAAAAAACGACGUCAUACUCAAAACUGGGUCAUGUGGGAAGAGGUGAGCGAUUUAGGACCAUCAUGGUCCUCUUGUUAUUAUUUUUGCAUGCUUUCUGUGAUUUGUACAUAACCAAAUGGUUGAUAGUCAAUGAUUAAAUAUAGUGUACAUGUAUUUA
This is a messenger RNA of Mercenaria mercenaria, 3540 nucleotides long. RefSeq names its product multivesicular body subunit 12B-like. The record is from RefSeq and is a predicted model, not a curated record. Gene Ontology annotation, biological process: regulation of epidermal growth factor receptor signaling pathway; virus maturation; viral budding. Gene Ontology annotation, cellular component: ESCRT I complex; late endosome. The coding region runs from base 172 to 1005 and encodes 277 amino acids. The transcript has 10 exons. Lineage: Eukaryota; Metazoa; Mollusca; Bivalvia; Venerida; Veneridae.